AUGACUGAAACCUGCAAUCCCCCAGAGAAUGGAUUAUCACCAUUUCACACCAUCUUGAUUUUAACAGUUAUAGGCACUGAGUGCAUCAUUGGUAUCAUUGCAAAUGGGUUCAUCAUGGCUAUCCAUGCAGCUGAAUGGAUUCAGAAUAAGGCAGUUUCCACAAGUGGCAGGAUCCUGUUCUUCCUAAGUGUAUCCAGAAUGGUUCUUCAAAGUUUCAUGAUGCUAGAAAUUACCUUUAGCUCAGUAUCUCCACACUUUUAUAAUGUCGAUGUGGUAUAUAAUAUAUUCAAAGUAAGUCUCGUGUUCUUAAAUUAUUGUAGCCUCUGGUUUGCUGCCUGGCUCAGUUUCUUCUACUUUGUGAAGAUUACUGAUUUCUCCUAUCCCCUUUUCCUUAAGCUGAAGUGGAGGAUUUCGGGGUUGAUGCCCUGGCUUCUUUGGAUAUCAGUAUUUACUUCCUUGGGUUACAGUGCGCUCUUCUCCAAUGACAUUUACAUUGUACAUUGUAACACUUCUUUUUCUAUCCCCUCCUCCAACUCCACUAAGAGAAAAUACUUCACUGAGACGGAUGUGGUCAGCCUGCUUCUUCUCUAUAACCUGGGGAUCUUUGUUCCUCUGAUCAUGUUCAUCCUUGCAGCCAUUCUGAUGAUCAUCUCUCUGAAGAGACAUACCCUGCAUAUGAAGAGCAAUGCCUCUGGCUCUAGGGAUCCCAAUAUGGAAGCUCACCUGGGGGCCAUCAAAGCUACCAGCUACUUUCUAGUUCUCUACAUUUUCAAUGCAGUUGCUCUAUUUCUUCAUAUGUCUAACAUCUUUGAUGCCAACAGUUCCUGGAAUACUCUGUGCAAAAUCAUCAUGGCUGCCUACCCUGCUGGCCACUCAGUGCUACUGAUUGUGGACAACCCUGGCCUGAGAAGAGCCUGGACCCAGUUUCAGCACCAACUACGUUUUUACCUAAAAGAGUAG
Talpa occidentalis (Iberian mole) is the source of this 960-nucleotide messenger RNA. RefSeq names its product taste receptor type 2 member 39-like. Gene Ontology annotation, molecular function: G protein-coupled receptor activity; bitter taste receptor activity. Gene Ontology annotation, cellular component: membrane. Gene Ontology annotation, biological process: G protein-coupled receptor signaling pathway; detection of chemical stimulus involved in sensory perception of bitter taste; sensory perception of taste. NCBI's taxonomy places the organism in Eukaryota, Metazoa, Chordata, Mammalia, Eulipotyphla, Talpidae. The record is from RefSeq and is a predicted model, not a curated record. The transcript has a single exon. The coding region runs from base 1 to 960 and encodes 319 amino acids.